GCAGUGCCGAGUUUGCCUCUGCGCGCGUCGGUGUUGGCGGCGGCGCCUGCGGCAAGUUCCUGAGGGGCGCCCGCGGGGGGCGUCUGCUCCGAGCGCCGAGAAGCCGAGCGGAGGAGGCGUCCCCGGGAGACGCAGGGGAGGCCGGCCGGCCUGCACAGGGCACUCCCGCCUCGGGGGCCCUGUCUGGCGCCUGAGCGCGCGCCCCAAUGGUCACCUGCGCCCACCUGGGCCGGCGCGCGCGGCUCCCAGCAGCUCAGCCCUCUGCCUGCCCAGGAACCUACUUUUCCCAAGAGGAGAGAAUGGCUGCUGGGUACCUGCCCCGCUGGUCCCAGGAAUUAGUAACCUUUGAGGACGUGUCCGUGGACUUCUCCCAGGAGGAGUGGGAGUUGCUGGAGCCUGCUCAGAAGAACCUGUACAGAGAGGUGAUGCUGGAGAACUACAGGAACAUGGUCUCCCUGGAAGCCUUGAAGAACCAAUGUACUGAUGUGGGGAUUAAGGAGGGUCCGCUUUCCCCAGCACAAACCUCACAAGUCACUAGUCUUUCCUCGUGGACGGGGUAUUUAUGUUUUCAACCAGUGGCUUCUUCCCAUUUGGAGCAAAGAGAAGCCCUGUGGAUGGAGGAAAAAGGAACUCCUCAAGCCUCCUGUUCAGAUGGGAUGACUGUACUAAGAAACCAAGACUCAACUUACAAGAAGGUGGUUUUGCAGGAGGAACCAGCCAGUGGUAUAAAUAUGAUAAAGCUUAUCAGAGAAGACAGGGGUUGGAAGCAAUUAGAGGAGAGCCAUGAAGACCCCCAGGGGCUUUGGAGCCAAAAGGCAUCCCUCCACGUAGUGGCCAUUCCUCAGGAGAAGGCUACUGCAUGGCAUGGAUUUGGGGAAAAUGGUAAUCUGAGCCCAGCCCUUGUUUUAUCACAGGGAAGCUCUAAAGGGAACCACUUGUGUGGCAGUGAGUUAGAUAUUACAAGCUCGGCAUCCGAUUCAGUCUUAAACCACCAUCAGAUGGGAUAUGCAGAUCAGAGACCCUGUGAAAGUAAUGAAUGUGGAAAUGCCAUCAGCCAGAACAGUCACUUUAUUCAACACGAGGGGAAAAUGUUUGUGUAUUUGGAAAAUGGGCAGUCAUUGAACCAUGGUAUGGCCCUGACUAUCCACAACAAAAUCAACACGGUAGAGAAACCCUUUGAGUGCCACCAGUGCGGGAAGGUGUUCAACCGGAGGCAUUCUUUGAGUGAACAUCAAAGAAUUCACACGGGAGAGAAACCCUAUGAGUGUCAGGAGUGUGGGCGCGCCUUUACGCACAGCUCCACCCUCACGCGCCAUCUGAGAACUCAUACUGGAGAGAAGCCCUACGCGUGCGGCGACUGUGGGAAAGCCUUCAACAGGAUCUCAUCGCUGACUCAGCAUCAGAGGAUUCACACCGGGGAAAAGCCCUAUAAAUGCGAAGACUGUGGGAAAUCCUUCUGCCAGAGUUCUUACCUGAUCUUGCACAAGAGGACACACACCGGAGAGAAGCCCUACGAAUGCAGUGAAUGUGGAAAGGCCUUCAGCGACCGUUCCUCUCUCAACCAGCACGAGCGAACUCACACGGGCGAGAACCCCUAUGAAUGUAAGCAGUGUGGGAGAGCCUUCAGCCAGAGGUCUUCCCUUGUGAGGCACGAGAGAACUCACACAGGAGAGAAACCCUACAGGUGUCAGGAAUGUGGGAAAGCCUUCAGCCAGAGCUCGUCCCUUGUCACACAUCAGAAAACUCACAGCAGCCAGAAAACCUAUAAAAUCAUUGACUGUGGGAAAGCGUUCUACCAGAACAGACAUCUUAUUGGGUGUUAGCAAUUGCAUGCUGCUUUGUAAACCACUUUUUAGUACUCUGACACAUACAUAUGGUUAUCUUUUGCCCUGGUGUGAUGGAUAAUUUGAAAAGAAGUGGGUUUAUGUCACCUUCUCACCUUCUUGUAAGAAAGCUCUGAGAAUGGGCAUUUUUGCAUUUUGUUACUGUUGUUGUUGAGAUGGAGUCUGCCAUUCAGGCUGGAGUGCAGUGGCAUGAUCAUACCUCACUGCAGCUUCAACUUCCUGGGCUCAAGUAAUCCUCCCACCCCAGCCUCCCAGGUAACUAGGACUAUAGGUGUGCAACACCAUGCCCAGCAAAUUUUUAAAUUCAUUAUAGAGUUGGGAGGUAGGGUGUGGUGGCUCACGCCUGUAAUCCCAACACUUUAGGAGGCCGAGGCAGUGAAACCCCGUCUCUAGUAAAAAUACAAAAAAGUAGCCGGGCAUGGUGGUGAGCACCUGUAGUCCCAACUACUCAGGAGGUUGAGGCAGGAGAAUGGCGUGAACCCGGGAGGCGGAGCUUGCAGCGAGCCGAGAUUGCACCACUGCACUCCGGCAUGGGUGACAGCAAGACUCCAUCUCAAAAAAAAAAAAUUAUUAUAGAGUUGGGGUCUUGCUACAUUGCCAAGACUGGUCUUGAACUCCUGGGGUCAAACAUCCUCUUGUCUUGGCCUCCUAAAGUGUUGGGAUUAGAAGCAUGAGCCGCUGUGCCCAGCCUGACGGGGCCUUUUAGUGGGAGGAGUUGCCAUUACACUAUGUCCAGUAAGCUCCAGACUUUGGAAAAGAUUGGUGGACGGGAAUGCUAUCAUGGAUGGGAUCUUGCCAAGAACCAUGACAUGUUAAUUUAGUUGCUUAAACAAAAGGUGUUCUGUUUUUUAACUACUGUGUCUUUACUUUUUAUUUUGUUGUUCGUUGUUUUUAUUUCAAUAUUCUUUUCUGGGUUUAUUUGAGACAAGUUUUCACUCUGUUGCUGAGGCUGAAGUGCAGUGGCGUGAUCAUAGCUCCCUGUAGCCAGCCUUCAUCUCCUGGACUCAAGCAAUCCUCCCACCUCAGCCUCUCCGGUAGCUGGGACUACACAUGUGCACUGCUACCACACCCAGCUAAAUUUUUUUUUUGCAUUUUUGCAGUGAUGGGCUUUCACCAGGUUGCCCAGGCUGGUCUCAAACUCCUGAGCUCAAGCAGUCCACCCGCCUUGGCCUCCCAAAGUACUGGUAUUACAGGUGUGAGCCACCGUGCUGGGAUUACGGGUGUGAGCCACUGCACCUGGCCUUUAUUUUAGCAUUCUGUUCAGUGUUUCACAUUGGCCACUUAGCUAGAUCCGUUUGUCUUCUGCACUACUGUGCCGAUCCAGAGUAUAUGCUAAGACAAAGUGCUUUGGAGGUAAAGUUUAAAAAAUACAAGGGCUUCAAAAUAGUACUAGUAAUUUGAUCCAUUCACAAAAGGACAAAGUCUAGACAGAGACGUGAAGAAUCAUGUACGUGAUGAUUGGGGUGUUCCUAUUAUGUGUGAUUGUGUGUCUUUUGCCAUUUCAUUUUGUAUUGCUAUAAUCAUUUUGACAAUGAAUACAAAUCAAAUAGCACUCAAAAUCGUGACGGAUAUGGAACCUCAUUGAUGAGUCAGGAUAGACUGUGGGUACCUAGAUGGUAGAGACACAGUAUAGUAGGCUUUGGGACACAGAGGGUGGAAUGACCUUUGGUGGCCUGGGAAAAGUCCCGCCUGUGAGAUGCCCCUAGCAAAGUUGAGAUCAGGAGUGCCGAUGUGCAUUAUGAUCAUGAACAUGUAUUGGAUGCUUACUGUAUAUCAAGCACCAGCCAGGUACUUCCAUGUUGUUCUUCAUUUAGCCCUCACGAGCCCAUGAGAUAAUCACUAUUCACAUUCCAUUUUACAGAAGACAAAACAGAAAUAAUUUGCUCAAGGUCACACAAUUAGAAAGUAGUGGAAUCUGGGCUGGGCACGGUGGCUCACAUCUGUGAUCCCAGCACUUUGAGAGGCUCAGGUGGGUGGAUCAUGAGGUCAGGAGUUCGAGACCAGCCUGGCCAACAUGGUGAAGCCCCAUCUCUACCAAAAAAUACAAAAAUUAGGGAGGCCGAGAUGGGCGGAUCACCUGAGGUCAGGAGUUCGAGACCAGCCUGACCAACAUGGAGAAACCCCAUCUCUACUAAAAAUACAAAAUUAGCCGGGCAUGGUGGUGCAUGCCCGUAAUCCCAGCAACUCGGGAGGCUGAGGCAGGAGGAUCGCUUGAACCCGGGAGGUGGAGGUUGCUGUGAGCCGGGACAGCACCAUUACACUCCAGCUCUGGGCAACAAGAGUGAAACUCUGUCUCAAAAAAAAAAAAAAAAAAAAAAAAAUCUGGGCGUGGUGGUGCACGCCUCUAGGCCCAGCUAUUCAGGAGGCUGUGGCAUGAGAAUAGCUGAGGUUGCAGUGAGCCAAGAUGGUGCCAUUGCACUCUAGCCUGGGUGACAGUGAGACUCCGUCUCAAAAAAAAAAAAAAAAAGUAAUGGACUCUGGAUUUGACCUUGAGCACCCUGUACAAAGCCAACACCUCAUUUGCCAGGCCAGUAACUGUUUUCCAAAUGUUCUCUUGGAAAGCUGGGUGUAGUGGCUCACAACUGUAAUCCCAGUAUUUUGGGAGCCUGAGGUGGGAGAUCACUUGAGCCCAGGUGUUCAAAACCAGCCUGGGCAACCUAGACUCUGUCUCUGCAAAAAAUACAAACAUUAGCCAGGCAUGGUGGCUCAUGCCUGUAGUCCCAGCUACUCUGGGGGCUGAGGUGGAAGGACCGCUUGAGCCCAGGAGGCUGAGGCUGCAGUGAGCUGUGAGCACACCACCGUACUGCAGCCUGAGUGACAGAGCAAGACCCUGUCUCAAAAAAAUGUUACAAAUUUUCUCUUAGGAGUCAGCUAACUUUCCUGUGAAUCUUCCCUUUUUCCUUGAGCUAAUGAGGGAGGUUGCCCGUCAGAUCUCCUUUCACCCAAAUGGAACACGUUGCUUUUCCUUAGAGACCCUUGAUCCAUGGUCGGUCUAGACCCUAUUGGGUUGAUGAGUAAGUUUCUUUAGGAGCUCUGUGAACAACUUUGAACUGGAUGCAAAGUGUGUGCUGGUGCAUUGAUGUGUUUUUUUGGGGAAAGCAUCUAUAGCUUUCAGCAUAUUCUUGAGAAGGGUUUGACUUAGAAGUCUCCUGACUGUACUGUUUUCAGUCUUGUUAUCUCCCUCCAGCAAUUAUAUUUUAUCUUUUGAGAUGGAGUCUCACUGUGUUGCCCAGGCUGGAGUGCAAUGGUGAGAUUUCGGCGCACUGCAACCUCUGACUCUGGGUUCAAGCGAUUCUCCUGCCUCAGCUCCCAAGCAGCUGGGACUACAGGCAUGCGCCACCACGCCCGGCUAAUUUUUUUUGUAUUUUUAUUAGAGAUGGGGGUUUCACCAUGUUGGCCAGGCUGGUCUCGAACUCCUCACCUCAAGUUAUCCACCCGCCUCAGCCUCCCAAAGUGCUGGGAUUAGAGGCGUGAGCCACUGAGCCCAGGCACACUAAUUUAUUUUUAACUGGAAGCUGCUUUCCUAUGUCAAUCCUCUAAACAUUAGUUUUUAUAAAAGUGUGUAAAACCUUCCUAAGAAAGAUAAAAAUAAAUUUAAAAAAUUGUUUCUAAAUAAAA
Molecule: messenger RNA, 5462 nt
Organism: Symphalangus syndactylus (siamang)
Lineage: Eukaryota; Metazoa; Chordata; Mammalia; Primates; Hylobatidae
Gene: ZNF554
Product: zinc finger protein 554
Biological process (GO): regulation of transcription by RNA polymerase II
Molecular function (GO): RNA polymerase II cis-regulatory region sequence-specific DNA binding; DNA-binding transcription factor activity, RNA polymerase II-specific
Source: RefSeq, a predicted model, not a curated record